This is a messenger RNA of Phodopus roborovskii (desert hamster), 558 nucleotides long. RefSeq names its product cyclin-dependent kinase 2-interacting protein-like. NCBI's taxonomy places the organism in Eukaryota, Metazoa, Chordata, Mammalia, Rodentia, Cricetidae. The record is from RefSeq and is a predicted model, not a curated record. The transcript is spliced from 3 exons. Bases 1 to 558 code for a protein of 185 amino acids.
AUGAUCUUUACAUGGAAGCAAAGACUUGGAAUUGCAACACCCAGAAAACCUGUCUUAUCUGUCAGUGCAAGAAAAAUUAAGAACAAUGCAGCUGAUUGGCAUAACUUAAUCCUGAAAUGGGAAACCCUCAGUGAUGCUGGUUUUACCACCGCAAGCAAUAUUGCCAAUCUAAAAGUCAGCUUGUUGAGUAAAGAGAAGGUUGAAUUAGAAAGCAGCAGUCCAGCUUCCAGUAAGAAGGAAGAAAAGAGUCUGGACUACAACAAGGAACUUGAAGCACUGUGUGAGGUGCUGCAGGCCACCGUGGAUGGCUUGACUAAAAUUCAAAUGAAAAUGGAAAAGCUGUCUUCAACCACCAAAGGUAUUUGUGAACUAGAAAAUUAUCAUUACAGGGAAGAAAGUAACCGGCCCCUUCUGUUUUACACAUGGCCCAUGGCCUUCUUUUAUGAGGUCUCUCACCGGCUCUCUGACGCAUACAAGAAGGUGCUCCUCCUGAAGCACACCAUUGGCACAGAGCUAGCCCAUACAGUCACAUAUUUUCUAUUCUCCAGCAUCAUGUAA